Molecule: messenger RNA, 3974 nt
Organism: Salarias fasciatus (jewelled blenny)
Lineage: Eukaryota; Metazoa; Chordata; Actinopteri; Blenniiformes; Blenniidae
Gene: rab33a
Product: RAB33A, member RAS oncogene family
Exons: 4
Coding region: 82-948 (288 amino acids)
Biological process (GO): Rab protein signal transduction
Molecular function (GO): GTP binding; GTPase activity
Source: RefSeq, a predicted model, not a curated record
UCCUCCUCCCCCCUCUUCCUCUCCUCCUCCCCCCUCUCCUCCUCUCCACACGCCGAUCUGCGCAUCGCCUCCUCCGGCAUCAUGACCAACGAUUCCCCGGAGGAGGAGGCCCGGGCUCCGGCUGCAGGAGGAGGAGGCUCCGGGAGAGGCGUCGCGCGGAGGAGCCGAGCGGAUGACAACGUGACCAUCCUGACAUCCUCCAUGGACCUCCAGCGAGCCGGCCCCGGUCCCGGCCCCGGCCGGAGCCGCAGCCGGGCCGGCAGCGGCGGGUCGGCGGCGGCCGGAGGCAGCAUCGCCUCCUCUGUGGAGCUGAGCAGCUCCUCCCUGGAGCUCAGCAUCCAGACGCGGAUCUUUAAGAUCAUCGUCAUCGGGGACUCCAACGUGGGGAAGACCUGCCUCACCUUCCGCUUCACGGGGGGGAGCUUCCCGGACAAGACCGAGGCCACCAUCGGCGUGGAUUUCCGGGAGAAGGCGGUGGAGAUCGAGGGGGAGACGAUCAAGGUGCAGGUCUGGGACACAGCCGGCCAGGAGCGAUUCCGCAAAUCCAUGGUGGAACAUUAUUAUCGCAAUGUCCACGCAGUGGUCUUUGUGUACGACGUGACCAAGAUGACUUCCUUUCGCAACCUACAGACGUGGAUCGAGGAGUGCAAUGGCCAUCGAGUGUCGGCAUCAGUGCCCCGAGUCCUGGUCGGAAACAAGUGUGACCUGGUGGACCAAAUACAGGUUCCGUCCAACAUGGCGCUGAAGUUCGCCGACUCCCACAACAUGCUGCUGUUCGAGACGUCGGCCAAGGACCCGCGGGAGAGCCAGAACGUGGACUCCAUCUUCAUGUCCCUGGCCUGCCGGCUGAAGGCCCAGAAGUCCCUGCUGUACCGGGACGUAGAGAGGGAGGACGGCAGGGUGCGGCUCACGCAAGAGACCGAGACAAAGAGCAACUGUCCCUGCUGAGGGGACGGAGGAGGGGGAGGGGAGGAGGGGAGCUGUGCAUGAUGGGAAGGAGUGCAGAGAGACGAUGGAGGACGGAGGAGGAUCGGGGAGCUGGCGCUCACACUGCAGGAAGUGUCUCCUCAAGAAGCAGAGGAGGACUUCGACGAGAGACGAGUGCUUCUGCAGGAAGAGUCAUCGGUCAUCUCGCUCUGGAGGAAGACCUCAAGGAGAGGAAACUGAAAAAGAGGGAAUUUAUUAACAAUUCAAGCGUGUGAUGAAGUUGCCUUUUAGACUGCAAUAUACUUAAAAGAAUCAUCCACUCAUUUGAGCUUAAACACAAUCUGAAUAAAUAUCCUUUCUGGCCUGGCUUGGUAACACUGUCCAGCCUUGUUCUGACAGAAAGCAGCGGUCCCCAUCCUUUUCCCACUGCCUUAAAACGCCGCCUCCGUCUUAGCUUCAACGACCCACCGGGGCCUGAGUAGCAUAUCCGAGUCUUUGAACUGCCUGGUUGACCUUAUUCACUUAACCACUCCUGGGCGGACCGUUCCAGGGACUGGAUGAGACCUGUUUUUGUUUCAGUCUCUCACGAGAAGCAGAAUAACCUCGGUGUCAUGGUGACUCCGCAAAUCCACGGAAACCCUGAGCAGACACUUGGAAUUGAAUAAAGAUGAGACAGAGAUGAGAGCUGAAUGCGAAGAGGGGCUUAAAAACCUUUUCCUCUGUUUUAACACACAUGUUGAAACGUUGCAGCCGGAGAGGCAGGUGGUGAAUAUAACAGGAUGUUUUAGGUCAGAUCCUCGGCCUUCCAGCUCUUGGACAGGCAGAUGUCAUCUUGUCCUGGUCUCCUUGACAUGUCUGCCCCCGGCUGAAUGGCAUUGAGGCUGGUGUUAAAUUACACCCACCCGAUGCCUCUUUUCAAACAUAAAAAGCCAGUAUAUGAUAAAUACCGUAAUUAUGCAUUUGAACUGUGUGCAUGGUAGCUUCCCUGUAAACAACCUUGACAAGCAGGGUUCCUGGAGCUGCAGCAUCAGACAUGGUGUCACCUAUUGAUUUAGAAGCUGCAAGAUCCACUUACCACAAGGCUCCCCUUUCUUCUCUCACUCCCUCGCGUAAACAUACCUUCUCUGUGUUUCUCCCGUGGCAGAGUUGCUUGGCUGGCUUUCCCUGUACGAACGUUGAAACCCCCCUCUCUCAGCCUUACGCGACUCCAAAAUGGCGCCCAUUCACCUCAUCGAUUUCUCAAGGAGAAGAGGCCCUCCGUCGGCUGCCUUAGACCAUGAGCUGUCUGUAUCAGCAUCACUGCCUCCGUGGUGAAAGCAUAGGCGAGAGUACUGUGACCCUGUACAUGUAUAGACCUAUGAAUAUACUUCAAUCAGCCAUAACAUUAUGACCAGUUGAAGAUGAUGUGGAGAACACGGAUCAUCUCUUCGUUUUAGCUACACUUUGUCAGCAGCGGUGGCGUGUUAGAAGCAGAACAAUGGAUUAAAGUGAGUUUGAUAUGUGUAGGAUAGAUGAGUGGAUCAGAGCAUCACCAGAACUGGAGGUCAUGUGGUUUGUUCCUGGUGUGCAGUGAUCAAGGGUCCAAGGAGAGGAUAUUGAUAAACCAGAAACAGGGUCACGGGCGGCCAAGACUCACUAAUGCAGAUGCUUCUGCCGAGGAUCCAACUCAGAACGUCCAGGACUUACAGGAUCCAAUGAAAACUUAAUCCAAAUAAUGUGGACUCGAUGGGUCAGGGCCAUUUUUGCACCGAAAUGGGAAACAACGAUGUAAGGUCUUAAUGUUUUGAUUGAUCUUUGUACAUAAAGAUAGUAGACAGUCCUGUGUGGUGCCGUCCCGCCUGGCCUGGACCUGGAGUAUGACUGAACCGUAUGCCCGUCUUUAAGAAACGUCCAGGUUUACCCAAAGUUCUUGGUAAUAGAGGCUGCAUGAAAUACUAGAUAGUCAUAUGCAUUAUUUACUGUGUGGAGAGAGUCAAUCUGCCGUUUCACCGAGGCGGCUCCCAGCUGGGCUGCGAGAGGAAGAAUACGCUGCGCAUAACUCAGCGUCGAGGCUGGAAGCCUUUGUGUAAUAAGGCAUCAAUCCAGCAUCCCGGCUGCGGCGCUGUCACUUUGAUAGAGCGGCACACUUAACCACGUUUUAUCACUGCAGCCCCCUUUUGAGCCGCACUAUUAAUAUAUCUGGACACCAUAUGUGAAAGAAUAAAAAAAAUCGGAUGAGCAAGUACAUAAGAGGGGCUGACUGUCCGAAUGUCUGAUUACCUGAGUUCAAACUCUGGACAAACCCAGAGAGCCGUCUGAGGCGUUCAUAUCUGUUUGUGAUCCGUCUUCUUAGCAGGAGUGUAGCUCUGCGAAGGCAAGAAUCGGCCUGCUGUUCGACCUGAGUCGACUUACUGUACAAUAGCAGGAAGAUCUGUGGUCAUUUCAACUGUGGAGGCAAAUCUGGGAUUCAAGAGAUUUCUUUAAGUCCUGAAAAUUUACAAACUCAACGUCUGAGUUCAAGUGGAGCUUGAUAAGAAAACACAAAAACUGGGAAGCGCAACCUGUGAUCAACCUUCAAACUUGACUUGUAAUUUUAAUUUAUAAUUAGUAUUUAGAAAUUUGUUCAUCGACGGUUUGGUUGAUCACACACAGAGCUCCACCAUAAUGUUGAUAAUAUGAUGCACUGGAAAGGUAGAAACUGUUUUUUCUGAGGCGGUGAAGUCUUUCUGAGUUGGAACACAGCACUUCUCAACACGUUGUGAACACAUUCCCAUGAAAAAUCUAACAUUUUCAGCUUCAAUAUUUCCCAUAAAGCUCUCCGCCUGUCUUUCUAAUCAUUUCACAUCACUACUGUGCAGUUCACACAGGUUUACAGCUGACGUUUCCUUUUAUCUGUACGUUUUCUAACUCCUCGUGUUUUUUUUGCUCUUUUUUGCUGUUGUUGUUGUUGUUGUUUUUUUAUAUAAUCUGUUUGCUGUUAAAAUGAUGCCUUGAUAUUUUGAAAUUUAGUCGACAAGUUUUCUGUGCAAAAAGUCCAAGUGUGAAAUUAAUAAACAUGACAUUCACUC